This is a messenger RNA of Dichomitus squalens LYAD-421 SS1, 1897 nucleotides long. RefSeq lists its product as uncharacterized. The record is from RefSeq and is a predicted model, not a curated record. Bases 737 to 1753 code for a protein of 338 amino acids. NCBI's taxonomy places the organism in Eukaryota, Fungi, Basidiomycota, Agaricomycetes, Polyporales, Polyporaceae. The transcript is spliced from 13 exons.
CCGGGAACCGCUCCCGCAUCGACGACUCGACCUCAACCCUCCUCUGUCCGUUCGUCGACGUACGGUGAAUCAGACACCGGGUCAGACUGCCAGGUCCAGUUCAGCAUGAAGCGUGCCUACAAGCCCGGCGUUUUCUCAUCCUUUUGGAAUUGAGUUUCAUCGAGGUCUGUACAGGAACACCUGCCUGUUCACACGUCACUUCACUUCGGACGCGCCUCGUGAUAUCAUCGACCUCCUUCUUUCUGGCACAGAAGGAGACGACAGCCAUCGAGCCUCCUCACCCAAGUCCACACCACUUCAGAUCUUCCAGCUGAUAAAGGCGCCCUCGUUGGAAGUAUUUCUUCCAGAGCAGGUCCGACAGCAAUGGGUCCUUGACGAGACCGCCGUCGACAUGGCCUUCUUGACGAUCCGUGAAUCCGCACACAUCCUCCAUUUCCCUACCUCGUUGGCAUUCUACGUUCCCCAGAUACCUGGAAGUGCCCCCAGACGCAUGCGGUGAGCCAAUGCCGGUUCGAUUUCCGCUGCCCUCGCUUCCGAGUAGCAAAGGUUGGAACGCUGGGUGCUUCGUUGAGGGUGUUGUCCCCUCCGUCGUUCACACUCUCUUCCUCGAUCGUCCUCAUUAGCCCGCCCGACGACCCAUCCAUGCCCUUCGUACACCCCGCCUCCGACUUCCCCUCCCCACCAGCGCCGCGAUACCCGUCAGAGCGCCCCCCCUCCUCCGACUCCUGAACGAACCAUGCCUUCUCCAGCCGCCCUUACAUACGGCCCCAUCUUCAUCGGCGUCGUCCUCAACAUUCUCCUUUAUGGCAUCAUGAUCACCCAAACCUACCUCUAUUUCAACGUUUACAGAAAGGAUCGACUAUGGAUGAAGCUCUUCGUCGCCCUACUUUUCCUCUGCGAUACCCUCAACUGCGCCUUCGAUAUCACCUUUCUCUACAUUCCCUUGGUCAACAACUUUGGAAACGAUUCGGCGCUGAUGUACGCGAGUUGGGUUUUCGCGACUGACCCAGUCAUGACAGCUCUCAUCGGAAGCCUUGUACAAUGCUUCUUCGCUUGGCGAGUCAAGGUCCUCACCAACAGCUGGCCUGCCGUCUUUUUCAUAGCCACCUGUGCUAUCGUUCAAUUCUGUGGCGGCCUCGGCACCUCCAUCGCAGUCGGUAUGAUCCCAGAAUUUGUCCAUUUUCAAAAGUUCGAGGUCAUCGUCAUUGUCUGGCUCGCAUUCUCCGCAGUGGCAGAUUGCGCAAUCACCGUUGCUCUUGUCUGGCACCUUCGUAAGCAUAAGACAGGAUUUGCCGCCACCGAUGAUAUCGUGAACCGGAUCAUUCGACUGACCGUGCAGACUGGUCUUAUCACGGCUUUGUGUGCCCUUGUGGACCUGGUUCUGUUCAUUGCCACACCGGCGGGCCUGCAUCUCCUCUUCAACCUCCCACUUUCAAAGCUCUACACCAAUUCGCUGAUGUCCAGUCUUAACUCUCGGUCUGGAUGGAGGUACGGUAGCGGAAAUGGUGAAACAACCUCAGACGAGAACAACCGCACCGACCAUGCCCGCCAUCUGAGCACCCGUGGAGAGACUAGGCGGGUUAGCAUGAUGCCUCCGAAUCAGGUCUAUAUCGAUGUUGAAUCCCACGAGAUGGUCGACGUUAUUGACGGCAAAGUGCUUCCCGGAGGGGCGCCUCUCGCAAGCAUGCCGAGCAGGGCAUAUAGUGAGAAGGGCGGAAGGCUAAGUGCGCCCAACCGUUCUGAUUCGUUCUGAUCGGGCUAGGAGCCAAAUGAUGAGCAUCUUCCGCCAUGACAUAUGCGAUUGUAUCGUUAGCAGUACGUGUGUUCACUCUAGCUAUUUGUGUAACCAAUGUUGUAAAGCGAAACCUCCGCUGUAUUCUGAUGUAGCAACAAUUUU